UUUCUCUUCAGUGUAAACGGAAGUGAACAGUGACCAAGAACAAUUUCCACUUUAGCGUUUUAAUUUGUUAUUUAGACGUUUAUUAACACCAUGGAACUCAGCAUAUUACUACUUUAACUGCACGGCAUCACAUACUUACUUCAGGUAGUGUUUAAUUCCCGUUGGAGAAAGGGCUUGGUUAAUAGAUGUUAUCUAGGUAACGCUAGCUAACAAUGGCUAACUGUAUGGUUUUUCACACUCAAAUAGCCUCCAUCAUGGAGGUGUUAGCAAAUGCAGCCGUGGCAGAGAUCUGUAAACUCGUAGACGACGACUAUGCAGUGAUCCGUUUGGAAAUGUCUCAAAGCCAGAAAGAAAACAGGGGAUUGCGGAGGAAACUACAGCUACUGGAACUGAAGGUGGCGCGGGAGCGCGCAGAGCGCGUCCUCGCCAGUCGUCCCAGUAGUGUCAAGAUCCUCGACCGAUACAGAGGAAUGGCAAGAGGUGAAGGACAUCUCACUGGAGGCCACAGGGGCUUUGUGAAGCCAGUGGGACACAAUCCAUGGAGAGAUGACCAACCAAUCACUGUUGAUGAGGGGAGUGGAACCUCAACCCAGCAUGUUAUCGUUAUAGAGUAUGCAGAUGCAGAGGCUGCAGGUCCUGGGGUUAAGCAGGAGAGGUCUGAAGGAGAGGAGAACAAACGACACAACAUAGACAUCCAGACUGGAGCAGCGGCUGGAGUGGUUCCACCUGUGGCUACAGAGAACUCUUCCACCACCCCAUCGCAGCCCAGGACGCGACGCAGCAUCACGGAGGUCAGUGGAACGCUGAACGCCGUCCUCAAGUCAGAGACCGACACAGAGACUUUAAUUGUAACACAAAGGCUUUUGCACACAGGAUCUGACCACAGAUCAGACCCAGAGAGACUGGGGCCACUGGGCUGUUCUCCUGCUCCCAGUUCAGAGUAUUUACUUUACGGUAACCCAAGCCCGAGGACGGUUCAUUCUCAUCAGGACUCAGGUGACACGUUAGAGACUGGCAAUGAUCCGUCUUGUUCUUACACUACAGAGCUGGACACUGGCAAAAUCCCCUUGGGUUUAGAGACACAGACUGUUCUCUCUAGAGGGGAUUGGAACCAGUACAGUAGUAGUGUAUACUCUGAAGGGUGUGUAGAGGGUCUGGUCAUAGAUAACGUGACUGUGAAAGUGGAGGGCGAUGUCCCUCCCACAUGGAAUCCAGAUAGUCACCUAGGAGACGGACACUCACAGGGCAGAGAUUUCUUAGAAAACAGGGAAAGCUUGGAGACAAAUCCAAAUGUCGUUACCCACUCCCCUUUACACGCAUUCAGCGGUCGCGACCCAGUGUCCACGUCGAUGCGGCCUUCCGAUUCGCACAGCCGUGUCCUUUUCGAUCAGGUAUUGAACUCAAACGACAGGGCUAGAGCCCAGGCUCAGGGAGUGGGAGCCACGUCAGGCAAUAGUAAAGAGAAACGGUUCCUGUACAAUGUCUGUAACAAAGGCUUCAGCUGCACCCAGAAGGUGGACAUCCACCAGAGGGUCCACACAGAGGAGAAACCAUUCAUCUGUACCCAGUGUCACAUGCGCUUCGCCCAAGCUGGCACCCUGAAGAGGCACCAGAGGGUCCACACAGGAGAGAAACCCUUCAAAUGUACCCAGUGUCACAUGCGCUUCGCCCAGGCCGGUGACCUGAAGAGGCACCAGAGGGUCCACACGGGGGAGAAACCCUUCAGGUGCCCCCAGUGUGAGAAGAGGUUCUCUCGCCAGGACCAGCUGAAGAUGCACCUGAAGAUCCACAUGGAAGAAAGGCCGUUUGCGUAGUUACCUCAGGGUGCACCAGCAGAAUAACCAUUCCACUCUAUAACAGACCAAGAACGUAACCAUUUCUACUUGAUACUGUUGCUUCUGAUAUUUAGAUCAAAUUCUGCAUUAAAGACAAAGGUGAAUUUUCAUUGUUGUCAACAGAACAGAUCCACAGAUGCAUUUGGAAUAACAAGAGUAACAGAUUUCAGUGUUGAAUAUUCCUGGGUAGAAUAUUGCAUCCAGACAUUGUGUGAUAUAUAAGGCAUAUUAUAAGCCUUAAGUCUGUUACAUAAUGUGUUUGUACUGUUUAGGCUAUAUGUUUUAUUACUUCCAUUCAACUACUUCAAUUGUUUCCCAAGACACUUUCUAUUUGUUAUUAAAAAAAAUAAAAAAAAUACCCCCUUUUUUUUCACCAAUUUCGUCAUAUCCAAUUGUUAGUUACAGUCUUGUCUCAUCACUGCAACUCCCGUACGGACUCGGAAGAGGCGAAGGUCGAAACACAACCCCGCCAAGCCGCACCAAUGUGUCGGAGGAAACACCGAACACCUGGCGUGCACUGCGCCCGGGCCGUCACAGGAGUCGCCAGGACUUCCCGUCCAGCCAUACUCUCCCCUAACACGGACGACGCUGGGCCAAUUGUGCAUCGCCUCAUGGGUCUCCCGGAGAUGGCCGGCUGCGACACAGCCCGGUAUCGAACCAGGAUCUAUAGUAACGCAGUUAGCAGUGCGAUGCAGAGUUACACCGCUGCGCCACUCGUGAGGCCCCCAAGACACUCCUAAUGAGAAAAUAUAUGUGUAUUUAUUGUUGAUACGUGUAUGUGUGGUUUUCAUAUGGUGUAUUUAACACUUGUUUGUGAAGCCCUUUAGACUCGUAUCUGUAUACAGGUUGAAAGUGGCAGAUUUGGCCACUGAUAAGCACCUAAAUUCUAAUGCAGUGACUGUACAGUAAUAUGCUAUAAAUGACGUCAGUGCUCAGGCUCGGUUUGGGUUUUGACUGACAGCUGUUCUGAACUUGAGCACAACACGCAACAAGUUGCCCCCAUCACUCCCGCUAAUUUGGCAACGUUUUUGUUGUCUGAGUGAAGGAAAUGCUGUAAAUUAAGAGGACUCAAUCUAUUUUGAAAGAUGAGAUGUUAAGGAUUAUAAUAAAUACC
This is a messenger RNA of Oncorhynchus masou masou (cherry salmon), 2949 nucleotides long. RefSeq names its product zinc finger and BTB domain-containing protein 18-like. Gene Ontology annotation, biological process: regulation of transcription by RNA polymerase II. The transcript has 3 exons. Gene Ontology annotation, molecular function: RNA polymerase II cis-regulatory region sequence-specific DNA binding; DNA-binding transcription factor activity. Lineage: Eukaryota; Metazoa; Chordata; Actinopteri; Salmoniformes; Salmonidae. Bases 213 to 1814 code for a protein of 533 amino acids. The record is from RefSeq and is a predicted model, not a curated record.